AUGUCGUUCCAAUUUCACACUACUACUUUUGGCCAGCUUGUGCGCCUUCUUUCUGGCAAUAGAGUACUCCGAUAUCCGGAUGAGAUUGACCCCGUACUAUGGAAAAGGUUCCUUCGCCAAGAUACACUUGAACAUACGAAUGUCUCCGGUAGAGAACCGAGUAAAGACGAGGUAGCCGAGGAUGGCAUUCCGCAGAAUACUGUACUGCGUGAUGACGAUCAAGAGAUCCUCCUGGUAGAGUGGUAUGGACAAGAUGAUCCCGAAAAUCCUCGAAAUUGGCCAUUAAGGUGGAAGAAUCUCAUGGUGUUUGAACUUUGUGUCCUCAAUUUUACUGUCUACAUGGCAAGCUCCAUCUAUGCGCCAGGCGAAUUAGGUGUCAUGGAAGACUUCGGCGUCAGCGAGAUUGUCGCGACUCUAGGGCUCUCGCUCUUCACUCUUGGAUAUGGCGUCGGUCCUAUGCUAUGGUCUCCCCUAUCCGAGAUGCCCAAAAUCGGGCGUAGCGGUAUUUUCUUUUGGACGCUCUUCGCCUUCAUCAUAUUCCAGCUUCUCGUUGGCUUUGCCCCAAAUAUUGCAGUAUUUCUCGUCUUUCGCUGGGUGACAGGCUUCUGUGGCAGCCCAUGCCUAUCGACUGGUGCAGGUACUAUUACCGAUUUAUACGACCAUUCUCUCGCCUCCUAUUUGUUCUGCAUUUGGGGAACAGCCGGUUUCUGCGGCCCAGUAUUCGGUCCCAUCAUUGGCGGAUAUCUGGCCCCUUCUAAGGGAUGGCGCUGGACAAUAUGUAUUAUUACAUGGCUCUGCACACUGGUCCUGGCCGCAAUGUUUCUCUUUUUCCCCGAGACCAGCGCAGCUAACAUACUCUACAAGAGAGCCAAACGAUUGAGGAAAGCGACUGGGGACAGUCGACUUAGGAGCCAGUCCGAGAUUGACGCUGCGCAUUAUACCGCAAGAGAUCAUCUGAUCGUCCUCGGAAGGGCCUUUACUUUGACAUUCUCAGAACCCAUAGUUCUGCUCAUGAAUUUGUAUGCCGGUCUCCUGUAUGGCGUGUUGUUCAUCUGGUUCGAGUCGUUUCCCAUCGUAUUCGGCGGUAUUUACGGCUUCAACCAGGGCGAGCAGGGUUUAGUUUUCUUGGGCAUUUUCGUCUUUGCUCUUGUCUCAUUAGCACUCUUUCUACAAUGGAUCAAAACUCACAUUGCCACGAAAGUCAACGAGCCCGGUUUUACGCCAGAGAUGAUACUUCCUCCGACGUUUUUAGGAUGUCUCGCUCUUCCAAUAUGCCUAUUCUGGUUUGGGUGGACAUCACGAGCGGAUAUACACUGGAUCAUCCCCAUUAUUGGAUCCGGUUUCUUCUCUGUUGGCGUGGUCACGCUGUUUAACUCGUUACUCAACUAUUUGGGCAUCUCAUAUCCUACAUACGCCGCAUCCAUAUUCUCAGGAUCCGCACUCUUUCGCGCCUCGUUUGGUGCUUCUUUUCCACUGUUUGCGCGCCAGCUGUUCUCUCAGCUCGGUGUUGGUCCAGGUAAUUCGCUCCUCGGCGGUAUUGCCGUGCUUUUCAUGCCGGUCCCCUUUGUUUUCUACAAGUAUGGGGCAAAGAUCCGCCACAUGAGCAAGAAUGCUCGACACGAUUUAUAA
Molecule: messenger RNA, 1629 nt
Organism: Trichoderma asperellum CBS 433.97
Lineage: Eukaryota; Fungi; Ascomycota; Sordariomycetes; Hypocreales; Hypocreaceae
Source: RefSeq, a predicted model, not a curated record